AUGUCAGGAGUAUUGGAUCAGAUUCUUUUAGAAGAUAUUGCACGAAACUGCCCACAAGAAUUCUUAGAUUAUCAUAAAUGUGUUUCUCAAAACCACAAGAAUGGGAAUGCAAGUGCUUGUGUUGAAAACCAGAGAAAGCUAACAUACUGCAUCAAGAACAAUGUUCCGGCGUUUAAGAAAAUCCAGGAAAACUGUUUGGGCAGGCUAAAGGAUUACGAGGGCUGUUUG
Messenger RNA from Ascoidea rubescens DSM 1968, 228 nucleotides. RefSeq names its product Mix14p (gene MIX14). The record is from RefSeq and is a predicted model, not a curated record. NCBI's taxonomy places the organism in Eukaryota, Fungi, Ascomycota, Saccharomycetes, Ascoideales, Ascoideaceae. The annotation marks the transcript as partial. The transcript is spliced from 2 exons.